AUGCAGCUCCGUGUCUACACUUCUCUUGCCAUCUUCGCUGCUGGUGCCAUGGCCGCCGCAACUACCUCUGCUGCUGCCGCCACUUCGACUUCCGUCAGCUUGACCGAGGGUGUUCCCCAGUGCGGCCUCACCUGCAUUCAAGACGCCGUCAGCGGAUCCGGCUGCUCAGCCGACGAUCCCGUCUGCCUCUGCACAACCGGCUCCAAGGCCUUCCUCUCCGCCGGAACCACCUGCCUUCUCCAGAACUCAGACUGCUCAGCCGAAGACCUCCAGACCAUCCAGUCGCUCGCAAAGACUCGUUGCGCUGCCCUUCUCGCCAGCACUGGGUCCUCGGCCUCUGGCUCUGCUAGCUCUGCUGCUUCUUCCGUGUCGAGCUCUGCUACCAAGGCUGCUUCUUCUGUUGCCAGCUCCACUUCCAGCGCUGUUGCCAGUGCCACUUCGACCGGCGGUGCCGUUCAAUUCGGUGCCAGCAUCAUGGCCGUCGGUGCCGGUGCUCUUGCUUUCAUUCUGUAA
This is a messenger RNA of Aureobasidium subglaciale EXF-2481, 513 nucleotides long. RefSeq lists its product as uncharacterized. The transcript has 2 exons. The record is from RefSeq and is a predicted model, not a curated record. The coding region runs from base 1 to 513 and encodes 170 amino acids. Lineage: Eukaryota; Fungi; Ascomycota; Dothideomycetes; Dothideales; Saccotheciaceae.